UAAACACGUAGAUCAUCUUACAAAAUUACAAUAAAAGCAUGUAGUAGACAAUGGGGGGAGAGAGAGAGAGAGAGAGAAGAUUGAAGCAGAGCGAUGAGGGUGUUGUCAUCAAGGUUCAAGUUUGUGUCAAGAGCAGUGGCACACGAGGAUCAUGAUCAUAGUGAGGUGCAAAGAAUAAUGUACCCUACAACAGAAGGAACAAGGUUGGGGACUUGUCUAACAGUUUGGAAAAAAUCCCUUGUCAUUAACUGCAAAGGAUUCACAGUCAUCGAUUCAUGUGGAAAUCUGGCGUACCGAGUUGACAAUUACAGCGUCCACCCUCACCAACUCACUCUCAUGGAUGCUUCUGGAAACUCUCUCCUCACCAUGCACCGCCGCCGCACGAAGCUUGGACUUGUAUAUAGCUGGUAUGUGUACGAAGGGGAGAAUGAGGGAAGAGAGAAAGAGAGUGCAGUGUGUUGUGUGAGGAAGCGUGUGAAUAUCUUGAAGGGCAAUGGCAAUCCCAGGGUUGAGGCAUGCGUGUAUUGUCUAUUAGGUCCAGAGUCAGAUAAAAAACGACAUGGACAUGCCGCGUUUACAGUUGAAGGUUCCUAUGCAGAUAGAACAUGUAAGGUGUUGGAUAAGUCCAAGAGUGUGGUGGCUGAAAUCAAGAGAAAAGAAGCCAAUUCCAAACACGUUUCUUUUGGGAUAGACAUUUUUCACUUAAUUGUUCACCCUGGCUUUGAUCCUACAUUUGCCAUGGCACUCCUUUUACUACUCGACCAAAUGUUCUCAUAAAUUUCCAGCUUUUAAUCCAAUUCAAAUAAGCAAGGCACACUAUAUAUCAUUGUGGUAACUAGUUUCAAUUAUUGAUUUGCUGUGGUUGAUAAAUGAUAAUUUCAUUAAACUUCACCUCGUCUCUUGAGAGUCAAACCAUAUCUUCAGAAACCGAUAUUAGUUCCGUUUCUAUGCUUCUGAGGAGCAUGACAAACGAU
This is a messenger RNA of Arachis stenosperma, 974 nucleotides long. RefSeq names its product protein LURP-one-related 17-like. Lineage: Eukaryota; Viridiplantae; Streptophyta; Magnoliopsida; Fabales; Fabaceae. The record is from RefSeq and is a predicted model, not a curated record. The transcript has 2 exons. The coding region runs from base 94 to 777 and encodes 227 amino acids.